GCUGCAGCUAAAGAAAUGCGAUUCGGGGCUGUGUUUCCAAGGCCAACAAUGGCUUUGUUUCCCCGAGCUCUCGAGGGAGUGCUGGGAGGAGGUCCCGGCGGUGGCACGGGGAAGAUGGCGUCCGUCCAAGCCCGGAACAAUGAAGAGAAGCAGAAAAAACAGAAGUGUCUCCACUCCCCUGACAUGCGGCCAACACCUUGAGCGCAUAAAAAGGGGGACCCGGGCACGGCACCCGCAGGACUCACCUCCUCUCCCUCCCAACCACCGCUCGGCUCUUCUCUCCGUGCCGCUCGACUCCUGGGCCCAUCGCCAUGUCUCGCCAGUCCUGUGUGCUCGGCAGGGGCUUCAGCUCCAGCUCCGCUUGCUUCGGGGGCAAGAACAGGGUCACGUUCGGCUCCGUGUCCCGCGGAUCCUGCAGAGGACCCGGUGGCGCUGGCGGCUUCAGCAGCAGGAGCCUCUAUUGCCUGGGAGGGAGCAAAAGCACCUCUCUGGGCGGCUUCGGGGGCAACGCUGGUGUCUGCAGAGCUUUCGGGGCGGGCGGCCAGGGAGGCUUUGGCUACGGCGCUGGGACGGGGUUCGGCGGGGGUUUCGGGAGCUUUGGUGGCGGAUUUGACAGUGGGAUGGGCGGCCAGGGCUUCCCCGCCUGCCCGCCGGGCGGCAUCAGGGAGGUGACCGUCAACCAGAGCCUGUUGACCCCCCUCAACCUGGGCAUCGACCCCGACAUCCAGAAGGUGCGAACACAAGAGCGGGAGGAGAUGAAGCAGCUCAACAACAAGUUCGCCUCCUUCAUCGACAAGGUCCGGUUCCUGGAGCAGCAGAACCGCGUCCUGGAGACCAAGUGGAAGCUGCUGCAGGAGCAGGGCAGCCCGGGGACCGGGGGCCGGGGCCUGGAGCCCGUGUUCGAGGCGUUCCUGGCGCGGCUGAGGAAGCAGCUGGACGCGCUGGCCGCCGAGAAGCAGCAGCUGCAGGCGGAGCUCAAGGGCUUCCAGGACAUGCUGGAGGACUUCAAGAACAGGUACGAAGAGGAAAUAAACAGGAGGACAGCUGCCGAGAACGAUUUCGUGCUCCUCAAGAAGGACGUGGACGGAGCCUACAUGACCAAGGUGGAUCUUCAGGCUAAACUGGAUUCUCUGGCGGACGAGAUAAGCUUCCUGCAGGGGGUCUACGAGAUGGAGCUGAGUCAGAUGCAGAAGACCGUCUCCGACACCUCGGUGGUGCUGUCCAUGGACAACAACCGCAACCUGGACCUGGACAGCAUCAUCGCCGAGGUGAAAGCGCAGUACGAGGAGAUCGCCAACCGCAGCCGCGCCGAGGCCGAGUGCUGGUACCGCUCCAAGUACGAAGAGCUGCAGGUCACCGCGGGCAAGCACGGAGACAAGCUCAGGGACACGAAGACCGAGAUCUCCGAGAUCAACCGCAUGAUCCAGAGGAUACGGGCUGAGAUCGACAGCGUGAAGAAACAGUGUGAGACCCUGCAGAGCUCCAUCGCCGACGCCGAGCAGCGCGGGGAGCUGGCUCUCAAGGAUGCCAGGGCCAAGCUGGCCGAGCUGGAGGCGGCCAUGCAGAAGGCCAAGACGGACAUGGCGCAGCAGCUGCGCGAGUACCAGGAGCUCAUGAACGUCAAGCUGGCCCUGGACAUCGAGAUCGCGACCUACAGGAAGCUGCUGGAGGGCGAGGAGUGCAGGAUGUCCGGAGAGUGCCAGAGCGCCGUGAGCAUCUCCGUGGUGGGCGGCGGCAGCACGUCCGUGGGCAGUGGCUAUGGCAGCGGGAUGUGCCUCGGAGGAGGGAUGAAGUUCGGCAGAGGCAGCUGCAGCACAGGCGGAGCCGGAUUCUGCUACAGCCUUGGAGGGAGCGGGUUGGGUGCCGGGGGGGCAGUGGGGUCCGGAGGGGCUGGGUUCUGCUCCGUGGGCGGCGGGUGUAGCUCGGUGGUGGGCGGCUCUGGCACCACCGUGACGUCCAGCCCCGUCAGCCGGAGAGUCUGAGCAAGCGGGACAUCCCCCAGCACCCAAGGGAGAAAGGAAGCAAAGCCCCGAUGGCCACCACCCCCUCCUUCCUCAUCGAGGUGACGAGAAGCUAUUUAAUUUAACCGUCCCCCAUCCUUCAGAAGCCACCAAAAAAGGGCAAAUUCAGCAGCUGCCGCCCGAGGUUCUCAGCACAGUCUGAGCUCCUCGCUGCCCAGCGCUCGGCUCCGGAGCCGCUGGCACCAGGCGUGGGGCCGCUGGACCUGCCCGGCCACCGGGGGUCCCAACCGCGGCCGGGGGAACGGGCCGAGGCCCCGAGGGGAGCGGCACCGCGGGCAUGGGGCCGGCGCACAUGCUGCCCGGGACUCGGUCCUGCGAACAGCCGGAUUGCUCGGGACCUCGCGCCGGGCCCAGCGCGUGGUGCAGCUUCACUGGGUGCUGCUCACCGGCCGGGGCUCCAGCUCCGCAGCACCGCUCCACUGGUGAUGGUCCCAGCUGGAGACGUUUCCCACCCCACGGUUUGUUUUCCUUUCGCUCUUUCCCAAGCGAGACAGCGGCAGUUUCACCCACGUCCUUCAGAAGCUGUUGUCGAAUGUUCGCUUUGCUCUGAGUUUCCCUUUCCCUGUGAUCAUGGGAACAAUUGUGCUUGUUUGCUGAAGCCUUUCUCCUUUGGCGUGUGCCAUACCCCAAUAAACGCUAGAGGCAGCA
This is a messenger RNA of Columba livia (rock pigeon), 2669 nucleotides long. Its product is annotated as keratin, type II cytoskeletal 4-like. Gene Ontology annotation, cellular component: keratin filament. Gene Ontology annotation, biological process: intermediate filament organization; keratinization. The record is from RefSeq and is a predicted model, not a curated record. Gene Ontology annotation, molecular function: structural constituent of skin epidermis. The transcript has 9 exons. The coding region runs from base 312 to 1982 and encodes 556 amino acids. NCBI's taxonomy places the organism in Eukaryota, Metazoa, Chordata, Aves, Columbiformes, Columbidae.